CUGCAAACACCGCCAGUGGACGCAGGGGGGAAAGAGGAAUCGGUACAUCCACUAGCUCCGAAUUCUAGUUGCUAGCUGCCGGUAUUGCGUCAAAGCUGUUACCAUGCGGCUGCGUGCCACUGAAAGCUUGAGCCACCUUCGUUUGCUUGCUUAACGACCAAACCCCCCCUCACUCAAAACUGGCAGACGUUGCACAGUAUAAAGUCGCAGGCUUCUGCACCUUUCUCGAUUGACUGUUGUUUCUUUGCUACCAUGGCUUCCUUUAAGCUAAGCGACUCCAAAAUGCUCGACUUCAAGGAACUCGCCGGCGCUGCAGUUGCAGGCGUUGUCGUCCUCUACACACUAUCCCAUCUCAACACAGCGCUGCGUCGCUACCGUGCGGCGAAGAAGGCCGGAUGCAAGCCACCUGUGCCUGUCUUUGCUGCAGAUAGCAGCGGCUUCCGCAUCGUCAAGGAGGUGGCUAAGGCGAUGGAUGAGAAGGCAUUCCCACAGUGGGUGCUGAAGCAGUUCCGCCUGACAUCGGAGGAGCAGGGCCGCGAGGUUAAUACGAUGACCUUUGCGAUCCCACUGUUCGACCAGAGUAUUGUCACUAGGGAUCCUGAGAAUAUCCAGGCCAUCUUGGCCACCCAGUUUGCCGAUUUUGGGCUUGGUCCUAACCGUUGCAACGGCUUCAAGCCACUCCUGGGCAAUGGUAUUUUUGCAACGGACGGAAAACCAUGGGAGCAUUCCCGAGCACUACUUCGACCAUCGUUUGCGCGGUCUCAGAUUUCCGACCUCGAGGUCGAAGAACGCCAUGUCUCAUCGCUCAUGAAGGCGCUCGAAAGCCACCUCAGCAAGGACAACGGGUGGACAGGCAAAGUCGAUCUUCUCCCGCUCUUCUUCAACCUGACCCUUGAUUCGUCCACUGAGUUUCUGUUUGGCGAGUCGGCCGGCACGCAAGUGGCUGCCCUGACCGGCACCUCAAACAACACCUUUGCUGACGACUUCAACGACUCGCAGCUGGUGCUUGCGCUGGCCAGUCGUCUCGGCCCAUACUACUGGACGAUGCACAACGCGGCGUUCCGCAGGUCGGUCAAACGCACACACGAAUACGUCGACAAAUUUGUCAACAUUGCCCUGCAGUCCGAUGGAAGCUCCAAGGGUAAGACGGGCGAUGGCAAGGAAAAGUACGUCUUCUUGGAGGAGCUUGCACAAAGGACGCGCGAUCCCGAGGAGCUUCGUUCUCAGCUUCUCAACAUUCUCCUGGCUGGCCGCGAUACCACGGCGUCCACUAUGGGCUGGUUCUUCUACCUCAUGGCGCUGGACGAGAACCGGGAGACGUACAACAAGCUCCGCACAAUCAUCCUCGAGACCUUUGGCACCUAUGCCAACCCCAAGGACAUUACCUUUGAGUCCCUCAAGAACUGCCGCUACUUGCAAUGGUGCCUGAACGAGACGCUGCGUGUAUACCCUGUAGUUCCAUACAAUGGCCGCGCUGCUCUCCGAGACACGACACUACCUACUGGUGGUGGCCCUGAUGGCAAGUCUCCCAUCUUUGUAAGGAAGGGCCAGUCUGUCGAGUACUCUGUCAUCGCCAUGCAUCUCCGCACGUCGCUCUGGGGCGAAGAUGCCGCCAGUUUCCGCCCUGAACGCUGGGAGGGCCGUCGCCCCGGCUGGGACUAUCUGCCCUUCAACGGCGGCCCCAGAAUCUGCAUUGGCCAGCAAUUCGCCCUCACCAGUCUUGGAUACUGGAUUGUGCGUCUGAUGCAGCGUAUUGACCGCAUUGAUGGCUCCGAAGUCGGCGACGUCAAAUACGAUGCCUCCCUCACCAUCUGCCCUGGCGCCGGCGUCAACGUCAAGGUGCAUUUUGUCGAUGCCGAAUAAUCCAUGUAUAACACACAACAUAUAGCACAUUAAUUUGCCUGUCAAACUACACUCUUAUCUUUCCGACUUUCUUUCAAUACAUAUAUCAUUUUCUCUUCU
Molecule: messenger RNA, 1962 nt
Organism: [Torrubiella] hemipterigena
Lineage: Eukaryota; Fungi; Ascomycota; Sordariomycetes; Hypocreales; Clavicipitaceae
Source: the annotation of a GenBank genome assembly